Messenger RNA from Syzygium oleosum, 1785 nucleotides. RefSeq names its product flagellar radial spoke protein 5. The transcript has 9 exons. The coding region runs from base 447 to 1610 and encodes 387 amino acids. The record is from RefSeq and is a predicted model, not a curated record. NCBI's taxonomy places the organism in Eukaryota, Viridiplantae, Streptophyta, Magnoliopsida, Myrtales, Myrtaceae.
UUUCCCCGGAAACUUGUUUUUGCUCGAAAAACGCUGCGUUUUCCUCAGGGUUUAAUGCUGACGUGUGGAGUCACGUCAUUCUUGUCCUUUGCUGAAAUGGAAAAGAGCUCCCUCGUUUAUGCACAUUUUUAUUUAUGCCGAGUCCCUGUGCUUUAAGAAUUCCAACUGCAAGUCUGCAAUGCUACUUUAAACUGGGACCCGGAUAAGAAAGAUUUAGACUUUGGGGUCUGAAAUGCUUAAAAGAGAAAAGUUGAAGGACUAUCUAGCGAAUAAAGGUGAAUUCUAACUGAACUAACGGUUGGGAGAAGAGCAGUGGAAGCUGAUAGGAUAAAACAUAAGACCCGCCACACUUUGUUUAGGAGACAUUACAUGGAAGUCAUCAGUUUCUGAUUUUGAAAGUCUCAAUCUUGUCGUUGCAUUUUGUUGGGAAGCCAUUCCAUUUGUAAAUGGCAGAGUUGUUGCAGCACCCAUGUAGCAAAUUCAUCUUCAGUUCCAUCAAAACCGAGUGGAAAGCCAAAAGAGAAACCAGGGCGAGAUGUUGUUGCCCAAGAUCGAGAACCUCUAUGUGUGUGCAAACUGAGGAUAAGCAUCGAACCGUGGUUAGAAAAGGGAAUGAUUCGAUAGAUAUUUGCCGGGUCGUCAACGGGAUGUGGCAGACGAGUGGUGGAUGGGGUAGCAUGGACAGAGAUAAUGCAGUCGAUGCCAUGCUUCGAUAUGCUGAUGCCGGACUUAACACCUUUGACAUGGCUGAUAUAUAUGGACCUGCUGAAGAUUUGUAUGGCAUCUUCAUCAAUCGAGUUCGAAGGGAACGUCCACCAGAAUUCUUGGAGAAGAUCAGAGGGCUCACUAAAUGGGUGCCGCCUCCGGUUAAGAUGACCAGUGGUUUUGUUAGGGAGGCUAUCAAUGUUUCAAGGAAGAGAAUGGAUGUAGCUUCGUUGGACAUGCUUCAGUUUCAUUGGUGGGAAUAUUCCAAUCCUGGUUACCUUGAUGCAUUAAAGCACCUGACGGAUCUGAAAGAAGAAGGUAAGAUAAAGACUGUUGCCUUGACUAAUUUUGAUACAGAGAGAUUACAAAUUAUUCUUGACCAUGAAAUUCCGGUUGUUAGCAAUCAGGUACAACAUUCAAUCAUCGACAUGCGCCCUCAACAGAAGAUGGCAGAGCUUUGUCAACUCACAGGGGUGAAACUUAUAACAUACGGCACAGUAAUGGGUGGUCUCUUAUCCGAGAAGUUCCUUGACACCAACUUGGCAAUCCCUUUUGCGGGUCCUCCAUUAAACACUCCUUCCCUGCAGAAGUACAAAAGGAUGGUUGAUGCAUGGGGAGGGUGGAGUCAAUUCCAAGCUGUGCUUCAGACACUGAAGAAAGUAGCUUCUAAACAUGGGGUCAAAAUUCCCACUGUAGCUGUGAAAUACAUACUGGAUCAACCUGCGGUAGCAGGAUCCAUGGUAGGUGUUAGACUCGGUCUUUCGGAACAUAUUAAGGAUUCGAACGAUAUAUUUUCCCUUGUUCUCGACGAGGAGGAUGUAGCCAGCAUACAGGAAGUUUCCAAAAGAGGCAGAGAUCUCCUUAAAGUGAUAGGUGACUGUGGAGAUGAGUACAGGCGUGCGUGAAGACUCUUGUUUGCAGGUUGCACAGCGUUUGAAGGAUAUUGAGCUCCUAGUGUAUUUUGUUAUAGUUUGUAAAUCCACCACAAAUGAUGCUGCUCGUCAUGUAACGCACAUUUAUCAGCAAAUUUUGUAUCUCCCAUAAACUACUCUAUAAAGCUUUUCUCUAUUGUUGACUCAA